This is a messenger RNA of Agrilus planipennis (emerald ash borer), 7817 nucleotides long. RefSeq names its product tetratricopeptide repeat protein 28. The record is from RefSeq and is a predicted model, not a curated record. Bases 381 to 7655 code for a protein of 2424 amino acids. The transcript is spliced from 32 exons. NCBI's taxonomy places the organism in Eukaryota, Metazoa, Arthropoda, Insecta, Coleoptera, Buprestidae. Gene Ontology annotation, molecular function: protein binding.
AAAGCAUCUUUCGCGUCCAGCAUCCACUGUUAUUAUUAGCCUUGGCGGAGAAACGUCAAGACACCUGUUACUUUACCUGCAUUCCAAAAUGGCGCCCAGGUAUGCGAGGUAAUAACCUCAGUUCAACAGUUAAGUUAAGCGUAGCCAGCAGUGAGAAAAAGAAUCGACCGCGCGCGAAUCGAUCUUACCGAUGGCUGUGUUUCGAUAAGUAAAUAUGUGCCCAGAAACGUAAUAAAAACGAAACUAAUCGGAUGUGCAACGAACACAAAAAAAAGUUUUUAACCUACUAGCCAUCGUCUUGUCGCGAAGAGUGCCCUCCAAGUGGACGCGUGUGAUAUACUUAAGAACAGUCAUGUUUUCAAGCUCAGUAAUCUCGAAAGAUGUCUCAAAAGGACUUUACAGAAGUUGAGCCUGAAGGGACUACAGAACUUUCUUCAGCAAAUAGGACAUUAUUUCUCGAGAAGGUUCGUCAAUCAAACGCAGCUUGUCAGAAUGGGGACUUUGCUACAGCUGUUGCCCUUUAUACUGACGCUCUACAGUUGGAUCCCACAAAUCACAUCCUCUACUCGAACAGGUCAGCAGCAAAAUUAAAGCAAGGGCUCUUUGCUCAGGCCCUACAAGACGCCAUUACAGCAAAGGAACUUUGUCCUACCUGGCCAAAGGCCUAUUACAGACAAGGAGUUGCUCUUCAGUGUAUGGGAAGUCAUGGCGAAGCUUUGGCAGCAUUCAGUGCCGGACUGGCUCAAGAUCCAUCCUCUCAACAAUUGCUAUCGGCUCUAUUGGAAGCCUCUAUUAAGUCCCCCCUCAGGCAUAACCUAGAGCCUAUUUUUCAACAGUUAGAAUUAAUGAAACUUGACCAAAGUCCAUUCGUACUAAUAUCAGUUGUCGGUCAAGAACUGUUAGCUGCUGGCUUGUAUCAUUCUGCAGUUACUGUUCUCGAAUCAGCUUUAAGAAUCGGUUCUUGUUCAUUAAAGCUUCGAGGAUCGGUGUUUAGUGCUUUAAGUUCUGCUCAUUGGGCACUAAACCAGCUUGAUAAAGCAAUAGGAUAUAUGCAACAAGAUCUAGCCAUUGCCAAAAGUUUAGGAGACACGGCUGGAGAAUGCAGAGCCCAUGGAAAUUUAGGAAGCGCAUAUUUUAGUCAGGGAUCUUACAAAGAAGCCCUAACGGCUCAUAGGUAUCAACUAGUUCUUGCCAUGAAAUGUAAGGAUACACAAGCAGCUGCAGCAGCGCUGACGUCAUUAGGGCAUGUAUAUACAGCAAUAGGGGAUUAUCCAAAUGCUUUAGCGUCUCAUAAACAAUGUGUACAGCUAGUUAAACAAAUGGGAGAUAAAUUACAAGAAGCAAGAGAAAUUGGAAACGUUGGAGCAGUUUACCUUGCCAUGGGCGAUUUCGAUUCAGCAGUUGAUUGUCAUACUCAACAUUUAAAGAUUGCAAGGCGUUUAGGAAAUCAAGUUGAAGAGGCGCGGGCCUACAGUAAUUUAGGAUCGAGUCAUCACUACAGAAGGAAUUUUUCACAAGCAAUCGUAUACCAUGAAAAAGUAUUAAGAUUAGCACAAGCUAUAGGAGAUAAAUCUGUAGAAGCGAGAGCGUAUGCUGGCCUAGGCCAUGCUGCUCGUUGUGCUGGAGAUUAUGCUCAAGCUAAACAUUGGCAUGAAAGGCAACUUGAUAUGGCCCUGGCUACAAGAGAUAAAGUUGCGGAAGGAAGAGCAUGUUCAAAUUUAGGAAUCGUUUAUCAACUGCUUGGUGAACACGAUGCUGCUCUAAAACUUCAUCAAGCCCAUUUAGCAAUUGCAAGAAGUCUUCAAGACCGGGCAGGAAUGGGUAGGGCUUAUGGAAAUAUUGGUAAUGCUUAUUCUGCAGCUGGUUUUUAUGAAUCAGCCAUCAAAUAUCACAAACAAGAACUGACCAUUAGUAAAGAAGUUCAUGACAGGAGUGCUGAGGCCAGUACUCAUGGAAAUUUAGCUGUGGCAUACCAAGCAUUGGGAGCCCAUGAUAUGGCGCUUAUGCAUUACAGAGCUCACUUAGGAAUCGCUAGAGAACUAAAGGAUACUGCAGGAGAAGCUUGUGCCCUUUUAAACCUUGCUAAUUGUCUGAGCUCAAAAUCAGAAUUUGCUGAAGCCAUUCCAUACUAUGAACAAUACCUGAUGCUUUCUCAGGAACUUGCGGAUGUGGAAGGUGAAGCUAAAGCUUGUCACUUUUUAGGGUAUGCUCAUUACUGUAUUGGCAACUUCCGUGAAGCUGUUCGUUAUUAUGACCAAGAUUUAGCACUUGCAAAGGACCUGCAGGAUAAGAUGAAUAUGGGAAGGGCAUAUUGCAAUCUAGGACUUGCCCAUCUCGCUCUUGGCCAACUCGACACGUCAUUGGAAUGCCAGAAAUACUUUUUGGCGAUUGCUCACAUGACCAACAACAAUGCCGGUAAAUUUAGAGCUCUUGGAAAUAUAGGAGAUGUUUUAAUUAAAAUGGGAGAAGUAGAAGAGUCAAUAAAAAUGUAUCAUAGACAGUUAGCAUUAGCUAGAAGUGGUCGAGAUAGACCCAUGGAGGCAGCUGCGUGUGGUGCUUUGGGAAUCGCUCACAGGCUGCUUAGAAGAUUUGAUAAAGCCCUUGGUUAUCACACACAAGAAUUAACUUUGCGACAAGAGAUGUCAGACUUAUCUGGUGAGUGUAGAGCUCAUGGCCAUCUUGGAGCUGUGCACAUGGCUUUAGGAAACUAUACUCAUGCAGUAAAAUGUUAUCAAGAACAGCUAGAAAGGGCACAAGAACUACAAGACUGCGGAGUUGAAGCCCAAGCAUAUGGAAAUCUCGGAAUAACUAGGUUGAACAUGUCACACUAUGAAGACGCAAUAGGUUAUUUUGAACAACAGUUAGCAACACUGGAAAGACUGAGCACUCCAACAUCUCAACUUGACAGAGGUCGAGCAUUUGGAAACUUAGGAGAUUGCUAUGACGCCUUAAGCGACCCAGAAGAUGCAGCUAAAUGUCAUGAACAAUAUUUGUCUAUUGCUUUGAAAUUAAAAAGUGUACGUGACCAAGAACGUGCAUAUAGAGGAUUGGGUCAAAGCUACAAACUUCUUGGUAAUCUCCAACAAGCACUGGUGUGUUUUGAGAAGCGUUUAGUAGUGGCUCAUGAAUUGGGCAAUUCUGAAGCGAAAGCCGCAGCGUAUGGAGAAUUGGGACAGCUCCAUGCCACUCUUGGUAAUUUGGAACAAGCCAUUUCUUGUCUGGAACAUCAAAAAAGUAUUGCCCGAGAUUUAAAUGAUAAAGUAAUGGAAGCAGACGCUAUUAGUGGACUGGGAUUAGUCUAUCAACAGAUGGGAGAUUACACCACGGCUUUGAGAUACCAUCAAACUGAUUUGGAAAUUGGUGAGCAAUUAGGAUUGCCACAGUUCCAAGGAAGAGCUUUUGGAAACCUUGGUUCUGUGCAUGAAGCACUUGGAAACUUAGAGCAAGCGGUUAGGUAUCAGGAGCAACAUUUAUCAGCAGCAGCCAGUACAAACGAUCAGCUGUCAAAAACAUUUGCAUACAGUUCUCUUGGGCGAGUACAUCAGCUUCUAGGAAACCGAGCUCAGGCCAUCGCUUACCUUUCUCAGGGUCUUUGCAUUGCUGAGUCAUUAGGAAGAAGGGAUGAGGAGGCAAAAAUAAGAAAUCGACUGGGCCUCGCUUUUUGGGCAAACGGUGAACUAGAAGAAUCACGAAAGCAACUGGAAGCCGCCACCCACUUGCUAGAAAAUUUGAGCAGAGAAACGAAAACUUGUCCCGACUACAAAUUAUCAUUAUCUGAAUUACAGGUAUCAACGUAUCAGAUAUUACAAAGAAUAUUGGUUGGUCUAAAUAAGCAAGAUGAAGCCCUAGUAAUUGCAGAAAAGGGUCGUAAUGGGCCAUUUUUAGAGACAAUCCGCGAGAAACAUUCAUGUCAUAUAAAAAAUAAAGGCAAAAUUACCCGGGGUGAGGAGCAACCUGUUAAUUCCUUAGACCGUAUAAAAGAGGUGGUGAAUAGGCAACGUUCUACAGUAUUAUACUUUAGUAUUGCAGCUGGUUUCUUAUACGCAUGGUUAAUAGUUCCAACAAAAGGUGUUGUAAAGUUUCAUUCUGCAUCUCUCACCGAUAAUGCCGUAGAUUCAAAAACGUCAGAUAUUGACGACGUAAUAUCGUCCGGAAGUGGGUUACUAGAAAGACUUGUAACCUCAGUGAGAGACAGUUUAGGAAUUGAAUUGUCUCCAUGUUCUACCAUAAAUGAAGAUCAAUAUUUUGAAGACACCAUGUCUGAACGUACAGGAUUCCUAAGAAUGGUUAACAGACAACACUUACUUAAUUCAAGUAACUACUCUUUGAGUUCCCUAUUCUCCUUGGGUAGUGUAGGGGGAUCCGUUGCGUCUCUUCAGGGAUCUACCAGGUCAAGCGCCAGUGCCCAGGGGUCGACCAGAGUUUCAAAAAAACCUUUGUCGUGGAAAGGUCCCAGUUGCUUAAAUGCUUUAUAUCAACUUCUGAUACAACCUUUUGAAGACUAUCUACCAUCAAAAACAUGUUCCUCACCUAAAGACAAUACGUUCCGUCGUGAAUUAAUUAUUGUGUUGGAGAAAGAUUUAUAUCUUGUGCCUUUUUCCGUUUUACGCUCUGCAAAUGAGAAUUCCGAAUAUUUAUGCGAACGCUUUUCUCUGCUCGUGGUACCAAACUUGGCAUGUCUAAAGACAAUCAGGCAAAAGAAAGAUGAUCUGGAUCAAGCGGUCAGAAGUCUCGUGGUUGGGAAUCCUAAAGUGCUUCACAGUACCGCAGAACGAUGGGGUUGGAAGGACAUACCCCAAGCGGAACAAGAAGCUAACAUUGUGGCAGAACUUUUGCAAACGCAGGCAGUUGUUGGAAGUCAGGCAACCAAAGAACAUAUAAUAAGUCAAAUACAAGAUGCUGAAUGUAUACAUUUUGCCACUCACGUAUCCUGGAACAUGUCAGCCAUUGUUCUGAGCCCUAGCGAGAUGUUAGAACAAAGUCCAUCAAAGAGACUAUACAUGUCGGAUAACGGAGAUGACGAUGACGGCAACGACGUAUCAACAACAGCUGAGAUUCCAUCGCUUUCCGAAUUCUUAUUAACAGCAUCUGAUAUCCGUUCCUUACAGCUAUCAGCAAAACUAGUCGUGCUGAGUUCAUCUCAUACUAGGGACCAUCAAGGUUGGGCAACAUCUGAUGGAAUGACAACAUUGGUAAAAGCCCUUAUUAUGGCCGGCGCUCAAGCUGUUUUAAUAUCUCUUUGGCCUGUACCUGACACUGCCACAAAAAUUUUGUUAAGGGCCUUUUAUUCCGCACUUUUACAAGGAACUAGAGCAGCCAGAGCACUUGCUGAAGCCAUGCAAACCGUCCAACACACUAAGCAUUUUGCACAUCCAGCUAACUGGGCUGGAUUCGUUCUAAUUGGUAGCAACGUAAGACUGUCAAAUAAGGUUGCUUUAAUGGGACAAGCGCUGUGUGAACUUUUGAGAGUUCCUGAUAAAUGCCGAGAUGCAUUGAGAGUUACUCUUCAUCUGGUAGAAAAGAGCUUGCAACGAAUUCACAGAGGACAAAAGAAUGCCAUGUAUACUACUCAAAAAUCGAUUGAAAAUAAGGUCGGAUCAGUAACAGGUUGGAAGGAACUUUUAAUGUCGGUUGGAUUUAGGUUCGAACCCGCCUCCAAUGGUAUUCCCAGCAGUGUUUUCUUCCCUCAAUCCGAUCCUGAUGAAAGACUGACUCAAUGUUCUGCUAGUCUUCAAGCUUUAUUAGGUUUAUCUAGUACGUCUCUACAUGCUUUGUCAAAACUCAUUUCCAAUGCAGAAGUUGCUGACGACAUAAUCGCUGUGAUACAAUCAGUAAUGACUCAGUUCUCUUCAAAAUCCUCAGAAAACAGCGACUGCGUAGAAGUUUCUCUCAGUGUGAGAUUAUGGAGAGUCCCAGGUUGUCACGAACUCUUAGCAUCUUUAGGGUUUGACCUAUGUGAUGUAGGUCAAGAUAAAGUAACUCUCAGGACAGGGAAACAAGCAAACAGAAGAAAUCUUCAAUUUACAUUACAGGCUUUACUGGCUUUGUUUGAUACCCAAGAAGCGCCAAAGAGCCUUAGCAUUGACUCAUCAAGUAGUCUUGAAUCUCUUGCAUCCGCAGAUAACGACUAUUCGCAUUCUGACAACGAAAUAAGCAUGUGCCAACCUAAGCAACCUCAAAAGCAAACUUUGCCAAGGGUACUUCCACCUUUCUCGAGGACUGUGUUGCCAAGUAAACGCUUAGGAGGAGCAUUUACCAGUUAUGUACGAAGUAGAGGUGAACCAGAUGGUCGUACUGCAAAUCCGUCAGACACAAAAGCCGUAACCCUCGGUUCAUCUGCCAAUGAUAAAACAAGGAAAUCCAAUACUUUGGCAAGACCUGGUGGAGGCGAAUCAGAUGCAGCGUUCACACCCAGUCCUCCGGUUGUACUGCAACCUGACAACCAAAACAUUGCAUUAUCAUUAGCACAUCAAACAAGGAUUAGGACUCUCUAUCCUCAAAAUGAUCCUAAGAAUGAUUCGUUACGCCCUGAUUCCUCAAGUUCAGCCAGUUCAGUUAACGACUGGGAUAAUGGACAUGCAACUGUUCUUAGAAGACAAACUCAAAGUACCAUACCACCCCUACCACCGCCAAGGACUCAACCAGUGGGCGAAAACAUGUUAUAUAAUAAUCUUGCCAACGCUUCUUUUGAGAAUAGCUCCGAUAGUGAAUUGGAGAAGUUGGAAAUUAAAUUUUUCAAUACCUGUAUUCUAAAGAACAAAAUAAAGAAGAUGAAAAAUCCUAUGUCCACUUUGGACAGACUUAGUGUAAGAACUGAGAUAAACCCCUCACAAAAUACCAAUUUAGUCCAAAGUUCAGUGCGCAAACCGGUUACGUUACCAACUGAAGAAAAUAUCACGACUAACGAAAGACUUUUGUAUUUCUCUCCCAACGAUAUGGUUCCUGAAAGUUCACCUCCUAAGACUAGACAAGAGGUCGAGCCAACCCCUAGUGAAUUACCAAAAGAAUCCAAGCCUAGUGCUACGACAAUUCACGAUGCUAUUUUAGCCACCCAACUAAGACAUAUUAAUAGAGAGCUAACUCCAACAAUAUCAGAAGUUUAUCACGAAAGAAGUCUAGGUCUUGGUUUGGCACCACCGCUUUCUAAACUUCUUCUUAAUCAGACCUCAACGUCCAGCAAUCCUCCAGUGGAUGGAAAGGAGCUGGAAAAGAUUACAUUAACUAUCCUGGAAGAGACGGAACUAAGAACGGACGGAACCAAAGGAUCGGUAUGCCAAAGGUGUAAAAUAGAAUUUAUGUGUAAGUGUAAAACACUCAAACUGAGCAAACCGUGGUUAUCUGAAAAUGCAAGCUCAUUGCAACAAAUCAAGAAUUCUGAACUUACAACUGCAGAUAUUUUGGAAAGGGAGGUGAAGAAUAAAAAGGGACAUGGGGUAGAGACCUCGCAAAAAGAUGAGACUGAACCAAAACGACUAUCGCCGUAUUCGGAGAUGUCACCUCGAGACGAAGGGGAUGGUCGAAGCAUUGCAGACUCGUGUUCGAGUUAUAACACAACGCAAUUUAGAAAUUUUACCAGCAACACAAGUGAUAACAAACCAACUCUUCGAGCGAUAGUGCACAACAGCAACCUCCAAAGAAGAACGAAACAAAGCUAGGACUGACAAUUUUAAUCAAAACUAUGUGUAAAUCUGUGCAAUUUCUCACCAAUUAAUGAUAUCUAACAAAAAAAAAGGUGAACACACUCGAAUAUUGCUUUGUUGAACGAGAAGUUGUAACUUUUGUAUUAUUUAAUUAAUAGAAUUAAUUUUAUACUGCCA